Messenger RNA from Aspergillus pseudoviridinutans, 2061 nucleotides. Its product is annotated as putative C6 finger domain protein. NCBI's taxonomy places the organism in Eukaryota, Fungi, Ascomycota, Eurotiomycetes, Eurotiales, Aspergillaceae. The record is from RefSeq and is a predicted model, not a curated record. Bases 1 to 2061 code for a protein of 686 amino acids. Gene Ontology annotation, biological process: regulation of DNA-templated transcription. The transcript has 2 exons. Gene Ontology annotation, molecular function: DNA-binding transcription factor activity, RNA polymerase II-specific; zinc ion binding.
AUGCAGGCUACCUAUCACGGAAAGUCCUCGCCUCAUGGGGAGCCCUCCGCMUAUACCGAAUAUAUGGCCCAGGAUCAGACCCACAAGGCCCCCAUCCCCAAGAACGUUGCCUUUGAGCUUUUGCUUGACGAAAACUCCAAAGUUCGGGCUCGCAUUCCCAUGAGGGUACAGAUAUACCCUCAUGAUACGACGGAUUCUAUCGUGACUACAGUAAAGAAUUUCUAUGGCAUCUAUGACGGUGCCGCCAGUGGUGUCAGCUUUGAGGAUGAAAAUGGCAUCACCCUCAUCGCAAGGUAUGAGAAUCUAAGAAAUAACAUGACCGUCUAUGUGCGGGUGAUUCCCGUUCAAGCAUACCCGGAAGGCUACGGGGAUCGCUAUUACGGCAUCUCAGUAGAGGCUCGCAAACGUCCCAGUCUUGGCGAACCUUUCCAGUUGGGGCCGGCUAUGCAGCCGGCGCAGGUCUUGGAGCAUAAUCAACCGCCAUCCAGGCCUACCUCCAGGCUUGCUCGCAAGCGCAGCAUGUCACCUUCCGGUAGAAGCCGUCGGAGCGCCUCUCAGAACAAGCAGCUCUCCAGAGCUGGCAACAAGAGCAGGGGUUCCAGCACUCAUGGCAGCUUUCAUGAUGACGGAGCCUCGGGCUACAGUGACAGCGAAGGCGGUUAUGGCUCCGUCUCUGGCACGAAGAAAGCCCGCAGCGAGCAGUUUGGUAGCUCAGAUAUUAGCAUGGAAAAUAUACUCCAUGACGGUCGCCGGAAGCGACCCAAAUUUGAAAGCUCGGAAUUGCCAUUGUUUGUUCCUCCUCAGGUCCCUCUGACAACCUCUACCUCGUCGAUCUCUCCUCAACGUCGAUCAAUCGGCCAAGAAGGUGCAAUCUCGCCAUUCGCUCGGCCCAACCAACGUCCAUACAAUCUACAACAACCACUGCCAUCUCCACAAAGCUAUGGCCACACUGAGCAGACAUAUACAAUGAGUUCCGCUCACACCCCCAUGUACGCCACUCCGGCGGUGCCUGACCAUGGUCAUCGUCUGCGCGAUCGCGCUAUCGCACAGUCGUCUGGACAGUACAGCAACGCCGCCGGCCGGUAUAAUGGGCCAGGUGUCCUUCCAACUCCUGAUCCCACCAUUGCUAGCUGCAUAUCUGAUGAGGAUGUUGCAAUGCAGCUAAUCCGGCUGGGAGACGCUUCGAAUUUCUCUCAUGGUCGAACAUCGGCGUCUACGUUGGACGAUGCCUUCAGCGGCGCUGCUGAUGCUGCUUCCUCCACCGGCGCCACAAGCGACGGUGAAGACUUCAGUGAGGAUGACGAUGAUUUGCCGGCGCGGUCUAGACAGAAGCUCGAUUCGAGCCCAAUGCUCCCCCCUGGCACCACUAAACGCACUCACAAGCGCCUUGACGAUAUCUUGCCUAGUUUCGACAGCUCCGACGGCAGCUACGACGGUAUGGAUGACGACUACCAACAUGAAGAGCUUAAUGAUAGUCUAGUCAAGAGCGAGGUCGACGAAGAUUCGCUUUACAGAGACUCUACACCUAAGCCGAAGAAGGCUAAGACUCGGCCGACCAAUACAGCUUCUGCCAAACCGCGUCUGUCCAAGACAGCGCCCCCGCGCCAGGGCAAGAGUGGAAAAUCUUUUUCGACCGCGGUGGCUCGUAAGGCCAAGUCGACGACCACUGUGGUGAGUCAGAAGGCUGCGCCACCGUCGCAGAUCGUUAGCCCUACCCCUGCUCGCAAGACCUCUACAUCCUCCGUCAACGUUCAAACUCAGCUAGCUGCGGACGAAGAGGAUCUUUCAACCAAGCCACGCUGUCAGCGAUGCCGCAAGAGCAAGAAGGGCUGUGAUCGCCAGCGUCCUUGUGGUCGAUGCAAGGAUGCCGGUAUUGGUCUCGAAGGCUGCAUUAGUGAAGAUGAGGGCAACGGUCGCAAAGGUCGUUAUGGUCGCCAUAUGGGCGUACCAGUUAAGAAAGCCCUCGACGCGAUCCCUGCAAGCAACGAGCCCCUGAUCGGCACUACGGCUAUCCCUUCCUCAUCCGCUAUAGCAGACAAGAACAAAAAGCGCAAGCGUUAG